Messenger RNA from Cololabis saira (Pacific saury), 7152 nucleotides. RefSeq names its product microtubule associated serine/threonine kinase 2 (gene mast2). Gene Ontology annotation, cellular component: microtubule cytoskeleton. Gene Ontology annotation, biological process: peptidyl-serine phosphorylation; intracellular signal transduction. NCBI's taxonomy places the organism in Eukaryota, Metazoa, Chordata, Actinopteri, Beloniformes, Belonidae. The transcript has 32 exons. Bases 201 to 5801 code for a protein of 1866 amino acids. The record is from RefSeq and is a predicted model, not a curated record. Gene Ontology annotation, molecular function: protein serine/threonine kinase activity; magnesium ion binding; ATP binding.
CUGAUCCUGAAGCAGCAGCAGAACCGGGUCCUGCAGAACAGAACCGUCCCGGGAUGGAGGUUCCCGGGACCUGACAGGUGUAGCUGGUACCGAGCCGGUUCUGAGCGGUGCGGAUCUGGGCCGACAGGGAUGGGUUCGGGGAGGUAAACCCGGUACCAGAGACCUGGUCCCACUGGUUCCACUGGUUCCGACCCACCAGGAUGAGCAGGGAGAACAAGAACAAGAGGAAGAUGAAGGACGAGCAGGACGGUCCGGACCGGGACCGGGACCAGAAGGAUUUUGCCGCUCCGCCUCCCCUGCUCUUCAGGAAGCUGAGUAAUCCCGACCUGUUGCCCGCGGCAACCAGCGCCACCAAGACCAAGCUGCAGCGCCAGCUGAGCCAGGACGAGGCCCGGGCCCGGCGGACCGGCCUGAGCAUGACCGGUAAACAGCUGCUGCCUCUGUCCAGCAGUCUGCACACCGGGGUCAGCCAGCUGGGCUGGCAGGGCCCGCCCGGAGACCCGGCGGGGCUCGGGGCCGGGGCGGGGACGUCCGCCGGAGACGCCAACAACCUGGUCCGGAUGAGGAACCAGGCCCUGGGACAGUCGGCACCGUCGCUCACCGCUCUGAAGGAGCUGAGUCUUCCCAGAAGAGGCAGCUUCUGUCGAGCCAGCAACAGGAAGAGCCUGAUCGUGACGUCCAGCACCUCCCCCACCCUGCCGAGGCCGCACUCACCUCUGCAUGGACACACAGGUACCAGCCCCCUGGACAGUCCCCGCAACUUCUCCCCCAACGCCGCCGCACACUUCUCCUUCAUCCCGGCCCGCAGUCACGGACACCGGGCCGACAGGACGGAUGGCCGACGCUGGUCUCUGGCCUCCCUACCUUCCUCCGGGUAUGGAACCAACACCCCCAGCUCCACCGUCUCGUCCUCCUGUUCAUCCCAGGAGAAGCUGCACCAGCUGCCCUUCCAGCCGACUCCUGACGAGCUGCACUUCCUCACCAAGCAUUUCAGCUCAGAGAGCAUCACGGAUGAGGAGGGCCGCCACUCCCCCGCCAUGAGGCCGCGCUCCCGCUCACUCAGCCCCGGUCGUUCCCCCGUCUCCUUCGACCACGAGAUCAUGAUGAUGAACCACGUCUACAAGGAACGGUUCCCCAAGGCGACGGCCCAGAUGGAGGAGCGUCUCUCCGAGCUCCUGGCCUCCUCGGCCCCGGAGAAAGUCCUGGCCGACGGCGUCCUGAGCUUCAUCCACCACCAGCUCAUCGAGCUGUCCCGGGACUGUCUGGACAAGAGCCGGGACGACCAGAUCACCUCCCGAUACUUCUACGAGCUGCAGGAGAGCCUGGAGAAGCUGCUGCAGGACGCCCACGAGCGUUCCGAGAGCGUGGAGUUGACCUUCGUCACGCAGCUCGUCAGGAAACUGAUGAUCAUCAUCGCCAGACCGGCGCGGCUGCUGGAGUGUCUGGAGUUUGACCCGGAGGAGUUCUACCACCUGCUGGAGGCGGCCGAGGGUCACGCUAAGGAAGGCCAGGGAAUCAAGUCUGACAUCCCGCGCUACAUCAUCAGCCAGCUGGGCCUCACCAGGGACCCCCUGGAGGAAAUGACCCAGCUGAGCAGCUACGACAGUGGGAACCCAGAAACCCCGGAAACCGACGACUCUGUGGACGGCCGAGGAACCGCGGUUCCUGCAGCCGCCCAGACCAAACCCAAAACCCCGCGAGAGGAAGACUUUGAGAACAUCAAGCUCAUCAGCAACGGAGCCUACGGGGCUGUGUACCUCGUACGUCACAAGGAAACCCGGCAGCGAUUCGCCAUGAAGAAGAUCAACAAGCAGAACCUGAUCCUGAGGAACCAGAUCCAGCAGGCCUUCGUGGAGCGGGACAUCCUGACGUUUGCAGAGAACCCGUUCGUGGUGUCCAUGUUCUGCUCGUUUGAGACCCGGAGACACCUCUGCAUGGUGAUGGAGUACGUGGAGGGGGGAGACUGCGCCACGCUGCUGAAGAACAUCGGAGCGCUGCCCGUCGACAUGGCCCGGAUGUAUUUCGCUGAGACGGUGCUGGCGCUGGAAUACCUGCACAACUACGGCAUCGUCCACAGAGACCUCAAACCAGACAAUCUCCUCAUCACGUCCCUGGGACACAUCAAGCUGACCGACUUUGGCCUCUCCAAGAUCGGUUUGAUGAGUUUAACCACGAACCUGUACGAAGGACACAUCGAGAAGGACACCAGAGAGUUCCUGGACAAGCAGGUGUGCGGGACUCCGGAGUACAUCGCCCCCGAGGUGAUCCUGCGUCAGGGCUACGGGAAGCCGGUGGACUGGUGGGCCAUGGGCGUCAUCCUGUACGAGUUCCUGGUGGGCUGCGCUCCGUUCUUCGGAGACACGCCGGAGGAACUGUUCGGCCAGGUCAUCAGCGAUGAGAUCGCGUGGCCGGAGGACGACAACGCUCUUCCUCAGGACGCCCAGGACCUGAUCUCCAAACUGCUCCGGCAGAACCCUCUGGAACGGCUGGGAACAGGAAGUGCCUACGAGGUGAAGCAGCACUCGUUCUUCACAGACCUGGACUGGAACGGGCUGCUGAGGCAGAAAGCCGAGUUCAUCCCCCAGCUGGAGUCGGAGGACGACACCAGCUACUUCGACACCCGGUCCGAUCGGUACCACCACCUGGACUCGGAGGACGAGGACGACACCAACGACGAGGAGCACGUGGAGAUCCGGCAGUUCUCGUCCUGCUCGCCGCGAUUCAACAAGGUGUACAGCAGCAUGGAGCGUCUGUCUCUGCACGAGGAGAAGAGGACGCCCCCGCCCACCAAACGCAGCCUGAGCGAGGAGGCCGGAGACCGCCUGGACGGGCUCGGGGGCCUCGGGGGCCUCAAGUCCAGGGACCGGUCCUGGCUGGUGGGAUCCCCGGAGAUCCUCCGGAAGCGUCUGUCGGUGUCGGAGUCGUCCCACACGGAGAGCGACUCCAGCCCCCCCCUGACGGUCCGGCGCCGCUGCUGCUCCGCCAUCAUCGAGAUGCCGCGCUUCGCCAUCUCCUCCGAGGAGGAGGGGGGACCAGGAGCCGCCGGCAGCAGGAAGAGUCCGGGUCUGGGGGGUCCGAGGGGCCCGCGGGGCGACGAGCUCCCCGUCUCCAUCCCAGAACUCCCGCUGGAGCGGGAACUGAAGAUGGACGAGUCUCCGGCCACGCCGAGCUCCGGCAGCAGCAAGAACACGCCCACAGCCGGCAGCUCCGGCGACGGCGGCAACGUGGCCGCGAGCGGCGCCACCGCCGGGUCUCCGUCGACUCCCAAGGCGAUCAGCGACCUGGCGGCUCGCCGGGCUCGACACCGCCUGCUGUCCGGAGACUCGGACAAACACACGACCUCCAGGCCGCUCAACAAGGUCAUCAAGUCGGCAUCGGCCACCACGCUGUCGCUCAUGAUCCCUGCAGACCACCACGGGGCGUCCCCCCUGGCCAGCCCCAUGUCUCCCCACUCGCUGUCGUCCAACCCGUCCUCGCGGGACUCGUCCCCGAGCCGAGACCUGUCUCCCGCCGUGACCAACGUCAAGCCCGCCAUCGUCAUCCACCGCGCGGGGAAGAAGUACGGCUUCACCCUGAGGGCCAUCCGGGUGUACAUGGGCGACUCGGACAUCUACACGGUGCACCACAUGGUCUGGCAUGUGGAGGACAGGGGCCCGGCCCACGAGGCGGGUCUCCGGGAGGGAGACCUGAUCACCCACGUGAAUGGGGAGGCGGUGCACGGUCUGGUCCACACCGAGGUGGUGGAGCUCAUCCUGAAGAGCGGAACCAAAGUUUCCAUCUCCGCCACGCCGUUCGAAAACACGUCAAUCAAAGUCGGCCCCGCCCGCAAGACGGGACACAAGUCCAAGAUGGCGAGACGCAACAAGAAGUCCCGGAACAAGGACGGGCAGGACAGUAAGAAGAGGCCGUCCCUGUUCCGGAGGAUCACCAAACAGGCCUCUCUGCUCCACACCAGCCGGUCUCUGUCCUCCCUGAACCGGUCCCUGUCGUCGGGGGAGAGCGGCCCCGGGUCCCCGACCCACAACCUUUCACCACGGAGCCCCACGCAGGGAUACCGGGCCCUGCCGGACCCCGCCCACUCAGUGGGCGGCACCUCGUCCCAGAGCAGCUCCCCCAGCUCCAGCACCCCCAACAGCCCGGCCAGCGGGGGCCACAUCCGGCCCAGUUCCCUGCAGGGCCUGGCCCCCAAGCUGCAGCGCCAGUACCGCUCCCCCCGCCGCAAGUCUGCCAGCAACAUCCCGCUGUCGCCGCUGGCGCGCACGCCCUCCCCGACACCGCAGAGCAGCUCCCCGCAGCGCUCGCCCUCGCCGCUGCCGGGCCACGCCCCCGUCAAGCUGCACUCCUCCCCCCCGCUGGCCCGCCAGGUGGCCCGGCCCAAGAGCGCCGAGCCGCCGCGCUCCCCGCUGCUCAAGAGGGUGCAGUCCGCCGAGAAGCUGGCCGCCUCGCUGACGGGCCCGGCGCCGCCCUCCGCCGGGGGGGGCGGGGCCUCGGUCGGGGGCGGAGCCUCGGUCGGGGGCGGAGCCUCAGCUGUGGGCGGGGCCGGGCCGGGCCGCAAACACGGCCUGGACGUCUCGCACUCGGACUUCAAGAAGGAGAUUCUGCAGCGGGAGCCGGGUCUCCAGAGCCUCCAGGAGUCGGCCAGCGAGGGUCUGCUGCAGAAACACCCCCCGUCCUCCAGGAAGCUGGGCCGGCAGGAGGGGGACGGCGGCCUGGGCCCGGUGUUCCCCACGGGGGGGAAGACCCGGCUGAAGGACAAGCUGUCGGCCAUCCGGCAGGACCGCGCCGAGCGCCGCGAGUCGCUGCAGAAGCAGGACGCCAUCCACGAGGUGGACUCGUCGGAGGACGAGACGGACGAGGGCUCGGAGGACAGCCAGGACGGGCGGCGGGGGGCCCCCUUCAUGCCCCCGCCCCUGCUGAGGCCCACCACGGUGAGGACGGGCCCCGGGGGGACGCUGCCCUCCGCAUGCCACGCCAGCUUCGCCGCCGCCGCGGGGGGGCGGCCCGGGCCCAGCCCCGCCCUCGCCGCAUCCAAGACCAAGGACCUGGUCCAACCCGGUCCGGCCCCGCCCCUUUUCUCCACCCCAGGAAGUGCUUUCAUCUCCGUCAGCAAAGACUCGUUCCCCAAGCCGGCCCCUCCCCCGCCCAAGACUCUUAAAGGGACGGAACCCCCGAGAGCCGCCGCCCCGACGCCCUCCGGUUCCUCCGGUCCCUCCGGUUCCUCCGGGUCCUCCGACCCCCAGGAAACGCCCCGCCCCUCCUGCCAUUCGCCGGGCGUCCCCAAGCAGAAGAAGGAGGCCGACAACCGGAGGCUCUGCGCCGAGGACGGAGCCGUUUCCCAGCAUGCAACGGUCACCAAGAGCGUCCUGGGUCCCGUCAAGCUCUGCACCUCUGCAGACGUGAGCCCCAAAGAGCAGAAACCACCCGGUGGAGGGUCCCAGGUCCCGGCCCCGGCCCCGGUCGCCCCGCCAUCCCCUCACCUGUCCUCCGGCGGGCAGAAUCUUGAAUGUGGCGCCUCGCUGAGCAAACCGCUGACGUCCCGCGUCCCAGAGAGACCCUCGCCAGGUGCACCUGCACCUGCACCUGCUCUUGCAGCUGCUCCUGCACCUGCUCCUGCAGCCGGUGCACCGCCCAUCCCCCGCACCAACCCACCCAGCUCUGCAGCGGUGGAGCCACAACGGCGGAGGUCCGACCCCCCGACGGCAGCGGCUGCCCCGCCCGCUAACGCCCCGCCCACUAACGCCACGCCCACUAACGCCCCGCCCCCUCCCCAACAAGGCAAAGGAACCAGCAAGAAGACGUAGCAGCAGACGAGCAGCAUUACAGGAUUACAAUAAUGUAGGUGUUUGGGGUUUAGGAUUCACACGGACAUGUUGCAUGAUGGGAAGGCGACGCGUCGGCCGCUCGCAGAGUUCGGAGUUGGGACUGCAGACGAGCCGACGGACGCGUGAAUCGUAGCUGCAUUCCAGCUGUUCUGUGCUUUUUCAUGUUUCUGCUGAUCCGCUUUUAGUUUUAAACUCGAGGAGUUUCCCCAACGUGCGAGGGGUUUGCACUGAAGCAUGCUGGUCCGUGGACACGCCCACCUGCGUAGACCCAGAGAGACACUCGGAGGGGGCUGGAGGGGGGACUGCAGCUGCAGCUGCUCCUGCAGCUGCAGCUGCCUUUGCACCUGCAGCUUUUCCUGCAGCAGCUGCUCCUGCACCUGCAGCAGCAGGUGCACCUGUAGCUGCAGCUGCUCCUGCGGUGGAUCAAACUUACUCCUCAUUUGCAGCUGCAGAACUUCUUUCCGAGACGUUUCCGGUCCAGAUGUUGGUUCCAGCUGCCGGUUCUUUUCCUUUCCGACCUCAAACGUUGAUUUUUACUCACCUGAAUCUGAGACAGCUGGGGCCUUAAUAGUGCCGACCCGACUCACGACGGGUCGGUGUCGGUACCCCAGUACCCCGGUAUCACGUCCGACUGGAUUUUUGGUUUUUCCCCCCGAAACUUGAGGUUAAGAUCAGAAUUACGAAAUUUUUUCUGAAUUUUGUCUUUUUCUAAAAAGAGUCGCACGUUUUGGGUCACGAUUUCUUUUUUACGAAUUGUAAAAUUCCGGAAAAAUUUCCCUCAAAAUCCCUUUUUUAAAUCCGACCUUAAACCCAAACUGUCAAAGGUCCGAACGCUCGGGUUAGCAGAAAUCACCUGGAGAGGUUUAUUGAUCUAUUGAUCAUUAAGUUCUGCAGCUGCAAGCGAUGAUGUCACGUCUAAACCACCGUGUCCCAGAGUCCAGGACCCGGACCUGGUUCUGAAGACCCAGACCUGGUCCGGGUUCCCUGGUUCUGUUGGACCACGCAGACCUGCGUUGUGAGGGGUCGCUGUGGCCCGGAGAAACGCAUCGGUGACCCGUCAGAACCCAGCCCAACGGGCCGGUCAGUGGUUCUGAGAGACGGUUCUGGUUCUCCAGAACUCCUCCCGGUACCGGCCGGUACCAGCAGGCGGCGUCACGGACCAGCGGUUCUUCUGCAGCCGCUUCACUUUGGACCGACUCACUGUGUUGGACCGACCCGGAAGUUCCAGUUACUUUAGUGUAGAAUCAGAACCGGUUGUGUUUGUGUUUCGGGUUUUAAGCUGCGCCGGAACCGGGUUUCAGGGGGGAGAACCGGGACUUGGGGGGGGAGA